Nicotiana attenuata is the source of this 2496-nucleotide messenger RNA. RefSeq lists its product as uncharacterized. The record is from RefSeq and is a predicted model, not a curated record. The transcript is spliced from 2 exons. Bases 1088 to 1825 code for a protein of 245 amino acids. Lineage: Eukaryota; Viridiplantae; Streptophyta; Magnoliopsida; Solanales; Solanaceae.
CUCCAAACGACGCUCCUUUUCUCCUGCACCGGAAAUUCUAGAAUCCGGCCAGUUCCACGUGUGUAUGAUCCCCCCUCCCCUCAUCUUUCACAUCCACGUCAUCAAAAUCUCAACAAACUCUGACAACAGAGAAUAUUCUCGUACCCUCAUGCGAUUUUCUUUCAUCUCUUGGACGAAUUUUGGAGAGAAUGGGAGCCGUAGGAUUUGAAUUACUAAAAUCCUAUCCUUCCAUUUUAUCCGAAAUUAGUCAAAAAAGAGCAAAAAUCAGGAAUUUUUCGGAUUGGUUGGCUUGGGGAGCAAGCAUGGAAGUUUCUGGAGCUUCUAUAUAUUUGGGCUCGUUUUCAAACCAAGGGGUUUUUUCAGACAGAGAUUAGGAGAAAAAAAAUCAGAAAAAAUUGGAGAAAAGGUUCUAGGGUUCUUUUCAGUUUUUGAGUUUUUUUUGGUUUGCUUUCCAGAAAAAUAAAAAUACAAAAAUAGUUUGAGUUUAGAUUUUUGUUGGAAUUUUUGUUUCCAUUUCGAAAAAUCAGAAAAUAUCCCAAAAAUACUUUAGUUUCUUCUUGUGAUUUUGGUUUCGAUAUGGACUCUGAUUGAGGUUGGUUCGAGUUCAUCGGCGCCGUUCGAGUUGUUGCUAUUGAUCUGCGGUUCCUGCCCGUUUCCUGUUGCUAAGUCGCGUUGUGAACUUCGGAGUCGAAAUCUCUGUAUCUAUUGCAUUUUUGUAUAGUGGAAAAGCUUCGCUCAAACAGGUAUGGAUCCACUUACCAAGGCUAGAGUGUCAAUGGUGGUCAAAGUCCCUAGAAGGCUAGUAAAAUGGUGGAACAUGUUCACACUUGAGCAGCAUAAUUUGAUGGGUAAAUUAGGGACUCUUAUUUCUUUAAUGGACAUUACCCCCCCAUCCCGAGAGGCGAUGCUGACAUUUUGGGACCCACAGGGAAUGGUAUUUAAGUUUGGGGAUCUUGAGAUGACACCCACUUUAGCUGAGAUAGCCGGGUUGACUCGCUUGCCAUACCUAGACAAGGAUUUAAUUUACACAAGGGCUCAUUCAAGCACCAAGUUCCUUAAGAUCAUAGGGAUGGAUUUAUAAAAUCACAUGGGAUGUCUGGAUCAAUCUUGGGUACCCUUGGACUUUUUAUUCGAGAGGUUUGCUCGUCUUACUGGGUAUGAGACCUUCGUAGAUAAAUUUUCCAUAUCAUAUGAUUCUUGGAAGAAGAGGUGUCCUAUGGUCUUCGCUAUUGCAUUGUUGGGUCUCCUGGUAUUUCCUUUGGAGGGUAGACAUAUUAGCACACGUCUGGGGUCAAUAGCCUUUGCACUUUUCCAUGAUAAACACAGUAGUAAGGUCACCUUGGUUCCGACAAUUUUGGCAGAGAUCUAUCGUGCUUUGACCAGGAUUAGAGAAGGUGAGAGGUUCUUUGAGGGAAGUAACUUGUUGCUACAGCUGUGGAUGAUGGAACACUUACAUCCCACCACCAUGUUUGAGAAAGAUGUGAUCGACCGUUGUCUGAGAGAUCGAGUGAAGUGCAUCGAGCAUAGAAUGACGUUCGAUAAGUUUGCCUUACUACUCGGAGUUCAGGCUUGGAUUGAUUACUUAGGAUCCUUGACUGAAGAGAAGAUUUUGUGGUCAUACCUUUGGAUUGAUUUGGACGUGAUCUUAGCAGGAUCUCGCGUGCAAGACUUCCCGGUACUGAUUGGACUUUGGUGUACUAGACCAUAUACCCCUGUUAGAGUGAUGCGUCAGUUAGGGAGGCGGCAAGAAGUCCCCUACAUUCCUGGUUCUCGUGACUUCAUUAGGGAGUUUGACACUAUGCCUCACAGGGAGGUCGACAUCUAGACCUAUUGGCAUCAUGCAAUGAAGAUGGGUAGAGAUACUUUAGCAGCUGACCCGCAUUCACCUGGGUAUACCCAUGAGUACUUCAUAUGGCUACAGUCUACUCACCGGGGGGUUAGCAGGCCAUUGCCCCGACGUGUUAGAGGAGUAUUUGACGAGGAGGCCACCUUACGGAUAUUGCUUAGACAGUUGAUGGAUCGAUUUACCCAGGCAGAGGAGGCCCAUGCAGCAGAAAGGGUUGGGGUUCGAGCUACACUUCAGUCAUUGAGAUCACAGUUGGCAGAGUUGGUAGAGAACAUGGGACAACACCGUGAGUACCUUACUAGAGUCAGCCUUCCAGAUGCAGGCGCGCAUUCCAGGGUUCUCAUUCCCAGUUUCGAGGUGUCUUUGCAGGGUAUAAUACAGAGCUUAGAUUCGACAGGAUUGACGGGGCCAUUCGGAUCUUCAUCAGACCCAUCCCAGCCAGGACCGUCGCAUUCAGGAGAAGCUUGAGGAGUCAUUCUAUUUAGGUGUUUUGAGAUUGUCUUAUGUUGUCCUUUACUUUCGUCUCUUGUCUAGGAGUAUUGAGUCCCUUAGGUAGUGUCAGAGUCUGUCGUAGUGUAGUUGAGUCUGUGAGGUCUUUCAUUAUCGUACUUCCUAUGUAUUUUAAUACCGAAAAAUUUUCAAAUGAAAAA